AUGACAUCACAUGCCUCUUCUCCCAAUGGAGUAAAUGAGAUUCGUGUGGAGGUAACACAUGGAAAAGACAAAAUGUUGCUUCUCUUCCCUGCAGAGAAAAGUACCGUUGGAGAUGUGAAGAAGGAACUCAUGCGGCGCAGCGGUGUGCCAAUAGAAAAACAGCGAUUGUUCUUUGGGGCUCCUGUACUAAAACAAUACAGACGUGAGGGACGCGAGGAUGUGCGAUUGAUAGAUCUCAUCUCCAACCACAAGACUCAUGAUAAAAAUAAUAAUAAUAAUAAUAAUACUCAUACAGAUAUCUCUCCAAUGGCGGGAUCCUCACCGUCUCCCUCUACCAUCACCAUACCUCUCAUGCUUGUUGGGUCCGUUGCAACGAUUCCACAUAUUAAUGAAGAGGCGGUGGCCCAACUUCACCGUUUAGUGACAACUACAGUAGAACAAGACAAUCGCUGGUUUCGGUGUAGUUACAGUAAAGGAUAUGCACGACAGACAGCUUUUGUUUGUCGAACAUGUGUACGCAGUGGGCGGGCAGAUGCGGCACAUGCGAUUUGUUAUGCCUGUGCGGAAGUCUGUCACCGCAAUCACGAUGUGGAGGAGUGGGGUGUUCGUUAUUAUAUGCGGUGUGAUUGUUGUACAGCUGCGUGUUGGAGACCCGUGGCUGAGGAGGAGAAGAAAAAGAAGACGAUGAUGAUUUCUAACAGUAGUAAUAGUAAUAGUAAUGAUACCCAUCACCAUCAUCAUGAUAAAGAGGUGGAGGAGAAGGAGGGGAGCAUAAGUAAAGAGAAGAACGAGGAAGAACAAGAUCCUGGUAAUAAUGAUAAUAGUAAUAAUAGUAAUAGUAAUAAUCAUAAUAAUGAUAAUGAUGAGCCACAGCGGUGUUGUUUUAUCAUUGAUUCUGAAACCGGUCUUCCUCCAGUCACAAGUGUCGUUCCCCACAACAGCAAGAAUCGCUAUCCACGUGAUUUGUAUAGAUGGUGUUAUUGCAAUUGUGAAGAUGAUCACCCCGCGGAUGAUGCGGAGGGCGGUGGUAUUGUCUGUAUGUUGUGUUCCACGUGUUAUUGGAGUGCACACAUGACGCGCCUGUGCACAGAAGCCUUUCGCCGCAUUCCGUGUUACGGCGAUGUUGUGGAAGGCGAUGUUUUGGCAUUUCACUGCCGCACGUGUGAGACUUUGGUGUGUUGUCCGUGUCGACUGCGCUGCCAUAAAGACCACGAUGUGAGUGCGGAGGCGGUGUUGGCGUCGCGACUGAGCGGCACACAUAAUGAGGCCCCUGCGGGCGUGGAGUUCAGUUGCGGCUGCCGCGGCUGCUGCGAUAUUGCCGAACGGGUGCCGCCGGGGGAUGUGUGGAACGACAGAAAAUAUUCCCAAAUGAGUGCGGCGACGGCGACGGCGAUGAUGAACGGCGAUGCGUUUGUGGGAUUUGUGUGCGGCCGCUGCAUGAAUGAACACCCGUGGCUCAUUAAUGAGGACCCACGCCGCUGCUACGCCGGUAAACUCCCAACAUCCUUUUCCUCAUCUUCAUCUUCCUUAUCUAUAUCUAGAUCUAGAGAGAAUGGAAAGGAGGGAAAGGAAUCCCAGCAACAAGAACAACAACAACAAUACCGGAGUAUUGUACCGUGUGGACUUUCACCAGAUGCCCCGUGUGCGGAUGAUGUUUAUCCUUUUCACGGAAUGUUAUUUCCCGUGGAUGCGUUUACGGAAUCCGCUACGUGUACAUGCGGGCCGUGUAGAGAAGCCUACAGUCGUUUUGCCCCACGUUCGCACAUCGCCGCCGGGCCAGAGAUGAUGGUGCAAUUGCAUGAUGCCUGUGAUCACUGUGGACACACAAUACGGGAUGAACAGGCAUUUAUGUGCCAGACAUGUGAGUUACAGCAUGAUCAGACAUUCUUUGUUUGUCAGCGGUGUAAUAGACUACGAUUACAGGCACAGAUGCCAGAGUUGGGUAACACAAAUUCUAAUCCCAAUACUAAUACCAUUACUACUACUACUACUACUACUACUACUACUACUAGUAACAACAACAACAAUAAUGAGAAUAACAAUACUACUACUACUACUACUGCAGAGGAGGAGAAUAGUGAGAAUGUGGAAGUGGCCCCAUGGGAUCAUCCUCUCUCUCAUGUAUUUGUUGAAGAUACAUAUGAAAAUCUUUAUACUCUGUGUGGUAUGCAGAUGAUGCAGAACUUAGACUCCGCAUCACGUGCGUACGUAAUGGAUAACAUAGAUGCGACAACAGCCUCAUUUGAAGGAAUCUUGCGGCGUACAUUUGGACAGGAACCAUUAGAGUUUGAUUUGGGAGAAGUGGCACAGCACCAACAACAACUUCGUUUAGAGAGUGAGAAGAUGAAAAGAGAAGAAAGUGGAACUGCAGAUACGACGCAGAGUCGUAAACAUCAACGGAAUGAUGAUGAUGAUAAUGAUGAUAGUAAUAAUAAGAAGAAGAAUAAUGGCAGUGAUGAUGAUGUAGGAGGAGGAGGAACAGAGGGGAGUUCGGAAAAGCGCAAGAAGGGCGAGUAA
This is a messenger RNA of Trypanosoma theileri, 2517 nucleotides long. RefSeq lists its product as uncharacterized. Gene Ontology annotation, molecular function: protein binding; zinc ion binding; ubiquitin protein ligase activity. Gene Ontology annotation, cellular component: cytoplasm. Lineage: Eukaryota; Euglenozoa; Kinetoplastea; Trypanosomatida; Trypanosomatidae. The record is from RefSeq and is a predicted model, not a curated record. The transcript has a single exon. The coding region runs from base 1 to 2517 and encodes 838 amino acids.